UGUGACGUAUAUCCAGCAGAUAUGUCAAUCCUGAAAUAUUCCAUCUGUCCAAUUAGUUUAGUUUCAUGCUUGGCCAUUCUUCACUUGCUCUCCAGUUGUGGAGUCAAUGCUGCUUCUGAUCAAAUGCAUGCAGCAUCAACUGCUGGAAGUGAAGGGAAAGCUCUUUUAACAUGGAAAGCCAGUCUUGACAAUUAUAGCCAAUCUAAGUUGUCAUCCUGGUCAUCUUCUGCAAAUCCUUGCAGUACCUGGUAUGGAGUUCGAUGUAACAAAGCUGGACGAGUAUCGGUGAUUAAUAUCACUAGUUCUGGCAUCAAAGGUACACUUGACCAUCUCAAUUUCUCGUCUCUGCCCCAUCUAACUACAAUUGAGCUUUCUCAAAAUGCACUCCAUGGGACCAUACCAUCCAACAUUGGGAACCUUUCUAGACUAACCUAUCUUUCCUUCUGGUUAAAUCAAUUGUCUGGUGCAAUUCCUAUUGAAAUCGGCCAACUAACCAAUCUUAGGUUCUUGUACCUUUACAAUAACUCAUUCAAUGGGUCCAUCCCAAAAGAAGUUAUGUCUCUAAAGUCUCUUGUUCAUCUCAUUUUGCAAGGAAAUGAGUUCACUGGAUCAAUCCCUACUUCUAUUGGCAAUCUGACCGACCUUUCUGUGAUGGCCCUAGGAACCAACAAAUUUUCAGGAUUCAUUCCGGAAGAGAUUGGGAAACUGAGAUCUCUUACUCAACUCUCUUUAUCUGACAACACCCUCACAGGUCCAAUUCCCCUGUCUAUAGGAAACUUAAGUGACCUGACCCUGCUGUAUCUUUUCCGAAAUUAUCUUUCUGGACCUAUUCCCAAAGAAAUUGGAAACUUGACUAAACUAAAUGAAUUAAAUCUUCGUGGGAACCAGCUAUCAGGUCCCAUUCCAGAAGAGAUUGGGAAACUCAGGUUUCUUGUUCAAUGCUCUCUUGGGGCGAAUUUGCUUAUGGGUUCCAUCCCGCAGUCUAUUGGAAACUUAGGUAACCUGACUUUCCUGUCUCUUUACGGUAAUUUUCUUUCCGGCCCCAUCCCGGAAGAAAUUGGGAACCUUUUAUCACUUGAAGAUGUUGUACUUUCUUAUAACAAUCUCACCGGUGAGAUUCCCAAGUCAAUUGAUCUCUGA
This is a messenger RNA of Coffea arabica (coffee), 1140 nucleotides long. The record is from RefSeq and is a predicted model, not a curated record. Lineage: Eukaryota; Viridiplantae; Streptophyta; Magnoliopsida; Gentianales; Rubiaceae.